AUGGCUGCCUCCACCUCCCAUCUCGACCCUCAUGCUACCCCUACUCCCCAAUCGGACAGCUCCUCCUUCGUCGAAGUGAUGCAUUCCUCGAGUUCGGCAUCGGAUAAUUCAUUGAAUCUACGUUACACACCAGAUAUCAGUACAAGUGGCAGCAAUGAAGACAGCUCUGGGGGUAGGGUGGUGAAUAUCGGGUCACGUCCCCAGCCUGGAUCGACGGAAUUGCCUCUAUUACACACGAAGCUUGAUGUCAAUGAUGACGACAUUGAGAUUACCGAAAGUGGAGGGGCGGAUAGGCGUUUACUCGGAGCUGAUGGCAGUGGUAAUGACGAUUAUAGCUAUAACGAGGGAUAUGACUCUGAACAAGAUUUUAAACAUCGUCACCGAAGGAAAAGACGUGGUAGCGCGGGCGCGGGCGCGAGUGCUGAAUACACGGCGGAAGAGGAGAAAGAAGUUAUUAGAAAAUUGGACAGAAGAUUGGUUCUAUUCUUAUCUCUUUUAUACCUCCUUUCUUUCCUGGAUAGGUCAAAUAUCGGAAACGCCAAAAUCGCAGGUCUUUCCGACGAUCUCAGGCUAUCAUCUUCGCAGUAUGAAUGGCUUCUCACUGCGUUUUACAUCACAUAUAUCACUUUUGAAUGGAUGACUUUGAUGUAUAAGCUAGUGCCCGCUCAUAUCUAUAUCUCAUUAUGCGUCUAUGCAUGGGGUGUGCUGGCAUCCUGUCAAGCCUUGACAAGGAACUUUGGGGACAUGCUCGUCCUUCGAGCAUUGUUGGGCAUAUCAGAAGCAGCCUUCGGUCCUGGUGCCCCUUUUUACCUAUCUUUCUUCUACAAACGCGAGGAACUCGCCUACCGAACGGCACUUUUCAUCUCGGCGGCGCCCUUGGCUACUUCCUUCGCCAGUAGCCUGGCAUGGGUGAUUGUGACCUUGAGCAGCAGUAUUCCUGUCGCUCCGUGGCGUUCACUAUUUCUUAUCGAGGGGUUUCCGAGUCUGAUAGCGGCGGUUUUUGCCUGGAUAUUGAUUCCUGAUUCGCCGGGCAAAGCGAGAUUUUUGAACCCGCGACAGAGGAAGGUGGCUAAAUUGCGAUUGCAAUCGAAAAAUAAAAUUGAACAUCAUACUUCUGCGCCUUCGUCGUCCGAGAGGUUUAAUUGGAAGGCCGUGAUUGAGACGUUGUGUGAUCCAAUGUCGUAUCUUGUAGCUUUGAUGUUUCUUGGUUGUAACGUGGCGUUCAGCUCGAUGCCUGUCUUCUUACCAACAAUCAUUAACAACAUGGGUUAUUCAUCCAUUGCUUCACAGGCACUCUCAGCGCCUCCCUUCUUGAUUGCCUUUGUAGUGGUACUGGUUACCGCUUCGCUUUCUGAUCGCAGUCGCAGCCGAAGUCCGUACUUGAUAUUCCACGCCCUUUUAUCUGCGAUCGCUUAUCUUGUCAUUGGACUGGUUGGAUAUUUCCACUCGGAUAUUCCCGCAUCUCUUCAUACAAUCAUCAGAUAUCUAUGCAUAUACCCCGCCACUGCCGGCUUCUUCUCCGCAAUCACGAUUAUUAUUACCUGGAGUAUGGACAAUCGCGUUGCGCACGAGGGCAAAGGCAGCAGCAUUGCCAUACUCAACAUUAUCGGGCAAUGCGGCCCCCUCAUAGGCACCAGACUCUAUCCAGAUAGCGACGGCCCAUGGUUUGUGCGCGGCAUGCUGACAUGCGCCGUUUUUAUGGGCGUGGUUGCAAUGCUGGCGUUGUCGUUGCGCAUAAUUCUGAUAAGGAAGAAUCGGCGCAUUGUUGAGAAGAGAAAUCAGAUGGGGAUUGAGCUAGCUGAAGGCGAGGGUUUGAUAGACCAUGGGCAGCAAAAUGUGUCGCCGCAGACUGAGAUGUUCACACAUAUCAUAUAG
This is a messenger RNA of Talaromyces atroroseus, 1875 nucleotides long. RefSeq lists its product as hypothetical. The transcript has 4 exons. Lineage: Eukaryota; Fungi; Ascomycota; Eurotiomycetes; Eurotiales; Trichocomaceae. Gene Ontology annotation, molecular function: transmembrane transporter activity. Gene Ontology annotation, biological process: transmembrane transport. Gene Ontology annotation, cellular component: membrane. The record is from RefSeq and is a predicted model, not a curated record. The coding region runs from base 1 to 1875 and encodes 624 amino acids.